Molecule: messenger RNA, 3074 nt
Organism: Acipenser ruthenus (sterlet)
Lineage: Eukaryota; Metazoa; Chordata; Actinopteri; Acipenseriformes; Acipenseridae
Gene: swap70b
Product: switching B cell complex subunit SWAP70b
Exons: 12
Coding region: 307-2058 (583 amino acids)
Cellular component (GO): cytoplasm; nucleus
Molecular function (GO): calcium ion binding
Source: RefSeq, a predicted model, not a curated record
UUUAGCUAAUGUUACUUUACUACACGAUUUAACACCUGUACAGAUAGCUAAAAUACCGUAUUAUGUUUAUUAAUUUGGUAAAAGACAGAAAAAAAAACUACAUGACCACCUGAACUGUAAUAGAAAUGAAAAGUACCGGUACGUCCUGCACAGUCCAAAACGAAUGCUGCAUUGUCUACUAUUAUGUGAUUGCCUGACUCACAGUGUCGGUCACAUGACUAGGUCCCAUGUAUCUAAACAAAACAGAAACUUUUUUCAGGCAGACAGAAGUGAACUGUGUAAAAUUACAGUUAAAGAAACUGCAAAAUGGGAUUAAGGGAAGACCUUUUAAAGUCUAUCUGGCACGCUUUUACAGCCUUGGAUGUCGACAAAAGUGGAAAAGUGUCCAAGUCACAAUUAAAAGUUCUGUCUCACAAUCUGUGCACUGUGUUGAACGUACCUCAUGACCCGGUUGCUCUGGAAGAACACUUCAAAGACGAUGAUGAGGGCCCCGUCUCCAAUCAAGGAUACAUGCCCUAUCUCAAUAAGUUUAUACUGGAUAAGGUCCAAGACAACUUUAACAGGUUGGAUUUCAACAGGAUGUGCUGGACACUCAGUGCCAGGAAAAACCUGACAAAAAACACUCUGGUGAUCACUGAUGACGAUGCCUUCAAAAUCUGGUGCAUCUUCAACUUCCUCACAGAGGACAAAUACCCGCUAACACUAGUAACAGAAGAGAUUGAGUACCUUCUAAGGAAGCUGACUGAGGCGAUGGGUGGUAGUUGGAUUGAGGAAAAAUUUGAAGAUUAUAAGAUCCAGUUGAACGCUAAGCAGCAAUGCCUUUCUGUUUGGGAAAUCAUUGAACUGAUCGGCACAGGACACUUCAGCAAAGGAAUGGAUCGACAAACGCUGUCGAUGGGAAUUAAUGAGGUUUUUCAGGAGCUCAUACUAGACGUGUUAAAACAGGGUUAUAUGAUGAAAAAAGGCCACAAAAGGAAAAACUGGACAGAACGCUGGUUUGUGCUGAAGCCUAAUGUUCUUUCAUACUUUGUGAAUGAGAAUUUAACAGAGAAGAAAGGACAUGUCAUGCUGGACAGUAGCUGCUGUGUGGAGUCUUUACCGGACAAAGAGGGAAAGAAAUGCCUUUUUCUAAUAAAGUGCUCCGGUAAAACUUUUGAGAUCAAUGCCUCAGAUAAAAAGAAGAAACAGGAAUGGAUUCAAGCUAUUCAGACCGCUGUCAACCUGCUGAAACAAGGCCUCCCAGCUCCUCACAAGGAAGCGCGUCAGAAACGGAAAGAGCUACGUCAGAAACUGCAGGCAGAGCAGGAGGCACUGGAGCAGAGGAUGAAGGAGCUGCAGACCGCCAACGAGAGCAAGCAGCGGGAGCUGGAGACCAUGAGGAAGAAACUGGAGGAAGAUGCAGUCAAUGCUGCCGAGGAAGAGAGGAGACGGCAGCAGACACAGGCAGAGCUGCAGGACCGCUACAGGACUGACCUAGAGAGGGAGAAAAUGGUGAGACAGCAGAUGGAGGAGGAGGUUGCUCAGAAGUCCUCCGAGUUGGAGCAGUACCUGCAGAGAGUGCGUGAGCUGGAAGACAUGUACCGCAGGCUGGAGGAGUCCCUGGAGGAUGAGAGGCAGGCGCGGCAGGACGAGGAGACUGUCCGCAAGCUGCAGGCCAGGCUACUGGAAGAAGAGGCGACUAAGCGAGCAGAGUUAGAGCAUUUACACUUACAGCAGCAGAAAGCUAUUUCUAGGACUGAAGCCGAGAAGCAGGAACUGGAACAACAGCGCAUUGUGAAGGAACAGGCACUGCAGGCAGCCAUGCUGCAACUGGACCAACUUGAGAGUGAGCGCAAAGAAGCGCUGGAGCAGUAUGGGGAGGUUAUGAAGAAGCUGGAGAAUGCAGCUAAUAAGACCAGAAGCUGGAAGGACAAAGUAGCUCAACAUGAAGGGUUAAUACGCUUGAUUCAGCCAGGUUCAAAAGGUCCACAAUUGAUCACUAACUGGGGAGCAGCAGCAUUUACUGAGGCAGAACUGAACCUGAGAGAGAAAAGCUGGCAGGGGAAAAAAACCCAGUAGUAGAGCUGGCUGACGUAGCCAGCGCUUUGAGCAUUCCAGAAGCGUCGUAGAGGUUCUAGAACAGCAGCCCAGACAGUUUUGGCCAUGGCCACGCUUUUUAGCAUUUGUCAGAAGGUCGGGGACAUUAUUGUUAAUCUAGAAUGUGUAAUAAAAUUAAAAUACUGAUUUAUAAAAUAGAACCAAAGCGGAGUACUACAUUGUAAUAUGUUCAGUUCUUUAUCCAAUACAUUAUUAUUGCAGUAUUUUAGAUUAUGCCACAGGAACAAUGUGGAGCAGCUUUGAGGGUCACUGUUCUAGAACCUUUACAGGAUAAAGCUUUCAGCUCCUGGUAAAGAACCAUUAGACUGAGCAGUAUGAAGAGAAUAUGAAGUAGAUCGCUAAUCCUGUUUCUUAGUAAUUAAAUACACCCACAUGUGUACCUAGCCUGUUACCUUUCUAGAAAUUAUGUUUCUGAAUGCUAGUAUCUGUCAGUGUGUGAAAGUGUGUGUUUGUUUGUCAUUGAAAUUUGUCAUUUCUCAGUUUCAUCUAUAAUAUAUAUUUUGGUAUCAUUUGAAGAUGAAGAUAGCUGUAGUUGUACAAUUUUGAUUCAUGUUUUUUUUAUUUUUUUUUUAUAAUCCAGCAGUUGCUUGCUGUGCUGAUUUUAGUCUUGUUUUAAACCUAUCUUCUGCCAAAGUACUGAAAGAAAAAGUAAAGUGUUGAAUGUCACUUGCUUCAGGUAGUUUACAGAUCUCCUUAAGAUUUAAAAAUUAGUGUUGUGCAACAUAAUUGUUUUCAAACAAGGCUUGCUUUGUGUAAGUUCCAUGUAAUUUCCUUUAUAUCAAGUGUUACUAAGUAAUAAUUGUGAACAAGUAGAACGACACAUGCCUUACAUUUCCUUAUAUAUUUAAUAUUAACCAAUAUAGGCAGCUUAUUAUUGGAAGAAACAUUUCUUGCUUACUUGUACCCUUGAAAUCACUGUUAAGAUUGAACACAGAUUUUUGAUCAAAUUAAAUCAAUAAAAGUUUUUUGGAUUCAAA